UCUCCAAAGAAACGUAUUGUCGAUUCUGUGAUCAGCAAAAUGUCACGUUACAUCGCUUUUCUCGUUCUCCUCGCCGUCGUUUACUUACUGGGUAGCAUCGACUGUCAUCAGAUCAACUGUCCACCCAACGAAGUCUUUAAAUCCUGUGGAACCGCUUGCGAGCCCACGUGUAAUGUACCGCAGCCGGAAAUAUGUAUUCAAAUGUGCAUCGUAAACGUGUGCCAGUGCAUUGAAGGGUACGUCAGAAACUCUGCGAAGCAAUGCAUCAAGCCUAACGAAUGCUAAUGUUUCGUUCGAUGUAAAUUCAAUUUUCCAAGAGAUACAAUACAAUUUCCAAUGAGGAUGCUUUUAAAUAAACAGACGUUCAUCAAGUAUUUUCAUUUGUGUCAAGUAUUUUUACUCCGUCCGAAUUGAAUCCUUCGAAUUCUUUCUGAAACUUAUUAAUCCCUUCCUUCGAAUUCAUCCUAGCUUUUAAUACUUACGCCAUGUUAAAUAAUAUCCUCGAGAUAGA
This is a messenger RNA of Ceratina calcarata, 511 nucleotides long. Its product is annotated as chymotrypsin inhibitor-like. The transcript has 3 exons. Lineage: Eukaryota; Metazoa; Arthropoda; Insecta; Hymenoptera; Apidae. The record is from RefSeq and is a predicted model, not a curated record. Bases 40 to 285 code for a protein of 81 amino acids.